This is a messenger RNA of Xiphophorus hellerii (green swordtail), 3233 nucleotides long. RefSeq names its product cyclic nucleotide-gated cation channel beta-1. Gene Ontology annotation, biological process: monoatomic cation transmembrane transport; retina homeostasis. Bases 126 to 2789 code for a protein of 887 amino acids. The record is from RefSeq and is a predicted model, not a curated record. Gene Ontology annotation, cellular component: photoreceptor outer segment; plasma membrane; intracellular cyclic nucleotide activated cation channel complex. The transcript has 20 exons. NCBI's taxonomy places the organism in Eukaryota, Metazoa, Chordata, Actinopteri, Cyprinodontiformes, Poeciliidae. Gene Ontology annotation, molecular function: intracellularly cAMP-activated cation channel activity; protein-containing complex binding; intracellularly cGMP-activated cation channel activity.
CCCCGGCCUCUCCGGCCUGGCCCACAGCCUGUCCUCCGUCCCGGAGAAGCUGACCCAGCUGCCCAGCAGAACCCAGCAGAGCUUCCUGAACAUCUGGAACCGCCUCAACAGCCUCAUGCCACAAGAUGCCUAAGAACCGGAACCAGAACAGGAAGCAGCCGGACUUAGAACUCACCCACUUCCUGCGGCACCCCCCGGUGCCCCCUCCUCAUCCUCAGCCGACCUCCCCCUGUCCCUCCCCCCCCACCCUGCCCAACGUGCCGUCCUACCCCCACCUGCCGCCCAUCGCCAGCCCGCCGCUCCUGAUCUCCGGCCUCGCUAACCCCGCCUUCUUCAUCGAGGAAGACUCAGACGGUCCUGCAGAGCCGAGCCUCAGCCUCCGGCCCGCGGUGAGCGUGGAGGAUGUCGACCAGGAGGGAGGAGCAGCAGGAGGAGGAGCAGCAGGAGGAGGAGGAGAAGGAGAAGGAGGAGGAGGAGCAGCAGGAGGAGGAGCAGCAGGAGGUGCAGGAGGAGGAGGCGAUGAGAGCAGCAGCCCGGCCCUGGACCCAAAGCUCAGCACCCUGACGGUCCCCGUGGCCCCGGCAGGAGGCCGCCAGAGUAGAGGAGAUAAAGACGGUGGGAGGAAACGCCCGACCGUCUGGACCAAGACCAGAAACCUGCAGGUCCAGAGCGAAGAUGAUGAUGAAGAAGUCAGCAUACCGGUCCGAGCCUGGCCCAGUGAGUCCUGUCUGCCCAGCGCCAACGGCAUGCUGAGGGAGCGCCCAGCGUCUGCUGCAAGUCAGACCAGUCAGACCAGUGCUGUGGUCAGUGAGCGACUCCAGGAACUGGUCAGGAUGUUCAAAGAGAGAACGGAGAAAGCCAAAGAGAAGCUGAUUGACCCAGACAGCUCCGACGAAGAGAGCGUCAUUACCGCUCCCCCUCAGCCUCCAGCCGCCCCCCAGGAUGAGGAAGAGGAGGAGGAAGGCAGGUCAGAAGGUCAGUGUGUCGGCGGGGCAGGAAGCGGGUCGGAGGCGCCUAGAGGAAAGGAGACUCGGUGGAUCCGGGCCUGCUGGCCGAUCCGAUUCCCCGCCAGCAUCGACCCUUUCACCAACAUCCUGUACGUUCUGUGGAUGUUCCUGGUUUCUGCGGCCUGGAACUGGAACGUGUGGCUGAUCCCCGUCCGCUGGGCGUUCCCCUACCAGACGCCCCAAAACGCCCCCUACUGGCUGCUGGCUGACUACGCCUGCGACCUCAUCUACAUCCUGGACAUCGCCGUGUUUCAGCCGCGCCUGCAGUUCAUCCGUGGAGGAGACAUCGUGUGUGACAAGAAGGAAAUGAGAAAGAAUUACAUGAAAACCAAACGCUUCAAGUUCGACGUGGCCAGCCUCCUUCCUUUGGAGCUGCUGUACUUUAAGACGGGCAUCAACCCUCUGCUACGGUUACCUCGCCUGCUGAAGAUCAACUCGUUCUUUGAGUUUAAUGAGCGACUGGAGGCCAUCCUGACCAAAGCCUACAUCUACAGGGUGAUCCGAACCACAACUUAUCUUCUCUACUGUCUUCACUGCAACGCCUGCCUCUACCACUGGGCGUCCUCCUACAUCGGACUGGGGGCCACGCAGUGGGUCUACAACGGGGUCGGCAACAGUUAUAUUCGCUGUUACUACUUUGCGGUGAAAACUCUGAUCACCAUCGGCGGUCUGCCGGAUCCCACCUCCCUGUUUGAGAUCGUCUUCCAGCUCAUCAACUACUUCGUUGGAGUCUUUGCCUUCUCCAUCAUGAUUGGUCAGAUGCGUGAUGUUGUCGGUGCAGCCACCGCGGCUCAGACCUACUACCGCACCUGCAUGGACAACACUAUCAAAUACAUGACAUCCUACCGCAUACCCAAAGACGUCCAGAACCGCGUCAAGACCUGGUACAACUACACCUGGCAGUCACAAGGCAUGCUGGAUGAACAGGAGCUUCUGACCCAGCUGCCAGAUAAAAUGCGUCUGGACAUCGCUGUAGACGUCAACUACUCCAUCGUGAGUAAAGUCCCUCUGUUCCAGGGCUGUGACAGGCAGAUGAUCUUUGACAUGCUGAAGAGUCUGCGCUCAGUCGUCUACCUGCCUGGAGAUUACGUCUGCAAAAAGGGCGAAGUGGGUCGGGAGAUGUACAUCAUCAAAGCAGGGGAGGUGCAGGUGGUUGGAGGUCCGGAUGAGAGGACGGUGUUCGCUACGCUGAGAGCAGGAUCCGUGUUUGGAGAGAUAAGUUUGCUAGCGGUGGGCGGAGUCAACCGGCGCACGGCCAACGUGAUCGCUCAUGGGUUUGCCAACCUGUUCAUCCUGGACAAGAAAGACCUGAACGAGAUCCUUGUCCACUACCCCGAGUCCAAGAAGCUGCUGCGCAAGAAGGCCAGGAAGAUGCUUAAUAAGGGAAAAAAGCCUGAACCCAAAGUGGAACCUAAGGAACCGGCUCCGGUACCGGUGGCUUCUCUCAGGCCCGAGACGCCCAGACUGCUGCGAGCGGCUCUGGAGAUGACGGAGAGGUCGUCUGGACUGAAAGGAGCUCUGGCUCGGGUCAAAGAGAGGAGCAGCAAGUCCAGCAUCUCACUGCAGCGGUCCCUCUCCGCCUCGCUGCGACCUCCGGACCCCGUCCUCAGCCCCGGACCGGACCCGGACACGUCCCUCUCUGCCAGCUCCACGACGCUUUGCUCAGCUUCUCGGAGCUGCAACCCUGCAGAUUUUCCUCCUGUGCAGCUGCAGCUGCAGCGCGGCGCUGUGGGAUGGGAUGAGAGUGAGGAUGAGUGGGAUGAAGGAGGAAGAGGGAAGUGAUUGGAGGAGAUGAAGAGGUGAUGAAGCUCAUUUCAUAGUUGGGUCAGACCCUCCUGGUUCUCCAGAAAUGAAAGUCUGGUCUUUGUUUUGUUAUUGUUUAGUACAAGUUUACUAAAAUAAUAACUGGCCUUAUAAUAAGUGGAAUCACUGCUGCAGCUUUAGCUCAACCUGAGACACCCCUCUAUUGAUUUUUAACUAGAACAAUAUUAAUAUCAAUGAUGUCAACGUUGCAUUUUAUUCUGUAAAAUUAUCUGUGAAUGUAAAAUAACUAUCAUCAAUCUUUCUGAUUAUUGUCUCAAUAUUUUAUCUACGUUUUACUUUGAAUGCUUUAUGCUCAUUUUGUAUAAAUGUUUUACUCUGAAUUUUAGAUGAAACAUAUUUACUUAUUAUACAAUAAGCUGCAUGUCCUGAGAUAUUAAAGCAUCCUGAUAUUGCUGCUGUCAA